Messenger RNA from Fusarium graminearum PH-1, 1655 nucleotides. RefSeq lists its product as uncharacterized. NCBI's taxonomy places the organism in Eukaryota, Fungi, Ascomycota, Sordariomycetes, Hypocreales, Nectriaceae. The transcript is spliced from 4 exons. The record is from RefSeq and is a predicted model, not a curated record. The coding region runs from base 978 to 1376 and encodes 132 amino acids.
AUGAGGUGGACACGAUAACCCAACAAGGACCAUCAUUGGCAGGGUUAAUGAUGUUAGUUCCCUUAAGAAAAAGACUGGGAAAGGGUAUUUAUCGAUGCAUAUCGGCACCUCCGACCGGAGAUCAAGGAGCACAAACCACAAGCGACAAGACGCAGACGAGGCUAUCGCAGUUCGACUCGAGAACAAGGACUUUUUCUAUUCCACAGACAUCGAGAUCGGCACUCCGCCUCAAAAAGUAACCGUCCUACUCGAUACCGGCUCGAACGAACUAUGGGUCAAUCCUGACUGCCAAGAAGCGCAAAGCUCUCUUCAGUAUAAUCAGUGUCUUGAUUUUGGGCAAUAUGACCCUGAUAAGAGCGAUCCUAUCGGCCCAUAUGGCGGCGAGACUCUGAAUUAUGGAGACGCAUCUGAUAGCUCUACCCAUACAUCUGUUCAAAUAACAUAUUACGCUGAUUCUUUUCGAUUCGGUUCAGAAGUGCUCAAAAACCAAACCUUCGGGGUCAUGGUCGAGAGUAAUGGCAUCUCUCAAGGAAUUCUGGGUCUUGCGCCUGAUUUACGAGGUGGUUAUGACAGCAAUGAGCCUUACAGUCUGUUGCUCACCUCUAUGGCCGACCAGGGUCUUAUCAACAGUCGCGUAUUUGCGCUUGAUCUGCGACAUUCCGACGAUACCGAAGGCGCUCUUAUCUAUGGCGGCAUUGACCGAAGCAAGUACAUCGGCGAGCUGGAAACUGUCGAUAUUAUCCGAGGCGAAGGCGGCGAAUAUCGCCUAGCUACAAACUUGGACAGCCUCGGGGUGACAAUCAAUGGCAAAACUUCCAACAUUCGUGUGCCAAGAGCUGACUCCAAUGUCAUGCUUGACUCUGGAACAACACUAUCCCGCAUGCACAUGUCUGUUGCCCGACCUAUUCUGGAGGAACUUGGUGCUCAGAACGAUGGCGAGGGCUUUUACAUGACCGAUUGCCAAAACCGGAAACUCGAUGCCACCGUUGACUUUGGUUUCGGCAACAAGAUCAUCAAGGUUGCUCUCACUGACUUUAUCCUUGAGCUUGGGCCUGGAUCAUGCUACAUCGGUCUCGUCCCUACAACCGACCAGCAGAUUCUGGGAGAUUCUGUUCUACGCGCUGGAUACUUUGUUUUUGAUUGGGACAAUGAGAAGAUUCAUCUUGCUCAGGCCGCCGAUUGCGGCGAUGAGGAUAUUGUUGCUGUUGGUUCCGGUUCUGACGCUGUGCCCAGCGAGACGGGCAAGUGCAAGAGUUCCGAUAUCACAGCCACCGGAGGUGGAGGUGCUACUCGCACAGGCAACUCAUUCCCUACAGGGGCGUACACAACCACUUACACCAUCACAUCGUGUCCCGACUUUGAGCGCGAGUGCGUAACAGGCGUCGUGACAACGCAGACAUUUAGCGAUCGUCCAACCGUCACUGUCACCGCUGGUGCUGGUGACGGCGACGACGAUAACGCCGCAUGGCAGCCCACCCCUCUGGGGUGGAUGUUCGCCGUGGUUGGUGGUUUUGCUCUUGGCCUGAACCUGGUUUAGAGUAUGAUGAUAUGAUUGUAUAUACCUUUUGACGAUCUUUUGGCAUAUUAUGAUUUGAAUUGAUAGACCGCAUUCAGGGUCUUUACGACCUUAUGCAUACGGCGGCGUUUGAUCUUGU